Messenger RNA from Phycomyces blakesleeanus NRRL 1555(-), 306 nucleotides. RefSeq lists its product as hypothetical. Lineage: Eukaryota; Fungi; Mucoromycota; Mucoromycetes; Mucorales; Phycomycetaceae. Bases 1 to 306 code for a protein of 101 amino acids. The transcript has 2 exons. The record is from RefSeq and is a predicted model, not a curated record.
AUGACACAACAGCUCCUACUUGUAGUCUCACUGGACCCUCGUCAGUUAUUAUCAAUUUUCCUCUUGUGUGGCAGAUUGCGUGUUUCUGAUGCAUACACUUAUGAUUAUACCAUUGGUGCCCCAGAAAACCACUGGCGCACAUUUUGGAACUCCAGUAUUCCACCCAAUGGCUUCACAAUCUGGUGGAGACUGAUACAUCAAAAAAUCUCAUGCCGUCAAAGACUAUAUGACAGGAGAGUCAAGGAUGUUGACAGUUCAAAUUGUAUAAUUUGCAACAAUCCAGAAGAUUAUUGGCAUCUCUUUUGA